Elaeis guineensis (African oil palm) is the source of this 2766-nucleotide messenger RNA. RefSeq lists its product as uncharacterized. Lineage: Eukaryota; Viridiplantae; Streptophyta; Magnoliopsida; Arecales; Arecaceae. The record is from RefSeq and is a predicted model, not a curated record.
GAACCCCAAAACCCAUUAAAUAAAUCCUCUACCCCUUCGCGCACCCAAUUCCGCGCCCAUGUCGCUCUCCUCCCUCCAAUCUCCUCCCCUUCCUCUCCGCCUCCCCUCCUUCCACUUCCUCCCUCCAUCCCCCUUCCUCUCGCGAAACCCUGCCGCCUUCUCCCCUCGAACCCUCAUCACUCGCCGGCCGCUCUUCUUUCGCCUCCGCAGCCGUCUUCCCGCCGCCCUACCCGCUACCGACCAGGGGAUCCUCCAGGCCCUCGUGGGAUCGUCGGACGACGCCGUCGAUGAGGCCAGGACCCACCUUCCCGCCGUCCGGUCGUACGAGGGCGAUCUUGCUCGUCUAACCCUUGUUGGAGCCGUCAGCUAUGACCAGGCCCUCACCGCCGCCGCUGCCGAUGGCGGCGAUGCCGCCGAGGACCACCUAUCCUCUGGCAAAUCCACCAUGGUCGUCGAGACAGUGUUACCUGGCAGCUCCGACGAGCACAGUACGGUCUCCACCAGACUGUUUUUACCAGCUAAGAAGGUGAAAGAAAAGGCUAAGACGUUGAGGAGUAGUCUCACUGCAGAUAUCCUGUCCAGCAGUCCUACUGUUUCAAAGAAUAUACUUGCUAUGACCUUUAGACAAGUUGUGUUGCAACGACUGUGGAGUUUCCAACUCUCAUUGUUCAGCCCAGGAACCAAGAGAGACAUGAAAGAUCUUGCCAGCCCUAGAGAGGAUCCAACAGACAUUACUGUUAGUUCGUCAGAUGAAAGAUUUCUUUCGUCUCUUGCUGAGGCCAUCUGUUCUUGCGUUCUUCAGGACACUGAAAGGAAUUACCAUGGACAUGCGAGUGAUUUGCGAUCAAAUAAUUUAUUUGAUUGGCUUCAGAAGCCUCGACAUAACUGCUCGGUUGAUUCGUCCAUUUGUAUAUAUAGAAUUUCUGAAUGUGAGAUAGUGGGAAAUGCAAGGAAACAUGUGGACAAAUUUAAUCCGGUGAAGGAGAAGUCGUUAGAUAGAGAGAGGAAAAUGAAGCAUCGUUGGUGGGCACCACCUAGUUAUUCAAGGUUGGUUAAAUAUGGAGGUCCUGGAUUCAGUGAUUGGACGAGUGAGUUCAUUCCUGCUUACAGGCUGCAAAUUGAUUCUCAUACAUUUAAGGAUACAAAGCUGGAAGGAUGGCAGAAAUUAGCUGAGAAUAGGUGGGAAGUUCUUUUAACCCACUUCCAAAUGGUGGAAUUGGCAAAUAUUCUUGACAUGUAUUAUGAAGACCAAUACGCAUUACCAGACAAACAACUUUCAUAUAACUUGGUUACAAAAUCGUCAAAUGUCUCAAGGAAUAAGAGUUCUGCAUGGAAAAUGAUAUUUGUUUCCUUAGCUGGUGGAUUCAUUGUUAUUUUAAUCAGUGUUCUUGCUCAAGUAUGUUGGCCUCACCUUCGAAAAUCCAGAAAAGCUUUGGAGCAAAAUACUUCUGUUCCAUUGUCUGAAACUGAUAGCUGCCAUCUGCGGCUGCUUGAAGUUGCUGAGGUAGAAGCUUUGUGUGUAUCAAUUGUCAAGAAGAUCAAAGAUGCACUUUGUUGGCCUGGGGAUAUAAUGUUUGAUGCAAAUCUUGGCGCAUGGACUGGAAAACUUCCUCCUUGCUUGAGGAAUAACAGUCUCAUGUUGCAUGCCAUUGAUGGUACAAGAGAAGAUGCUACAUGUCAUCCUGGUGAUGUACAAACCAAUGCAGAAUUAUCUACCAAUGUAUCUUCUUCUGAGACAAUUAAUGCGGAUGGUCUGUUGACUGCACAGGAUAUUGCUAGUUUUCAGGUGGUCUUGUCAGGAGAUGGAAAGAUAAUCGGGUUUCAGCCAACAAGCCGUGUAGCUGUAAAUAAUUGGGCCUCCAAUCCCCUAGUAAAGGAAUUGUAUGAGGAACGAAAGCUUUCGCCUGGUCUUUUAGAGCCAACCCUUAAAAUUCCUCGUCCGCAUGAGGUUGUUCUGAUUGAGUUGUUGAUGUCAGUAGCUCCGGAAUCCUCAUUUGCAUUGGCAAGGCCAAUUGAUCAAUCACGCCAAGUACUGUAAUUUAUAUAUAUUUUGGAGUCCAACAGUAGGCAUUAUUAACUGCAGGAAAUUCGUACUGGUGUCUUAAAAGGUGGUACCCUCUGUUAUUUAAAGUUCAAAGGGAAAAGAGAAGGAACACCUGCUUUCAACGAUUUUUCUCAGGGUGUCGGAUCAUGGUCCUAUGCUAUUGGUUGUCGCAGUUGUAAUGGGAGUGACAGUUGUAUUGCUCAAUCAGGCACUGGUGACAGUUGACUCAUUUUGUGAUAAUGGCAUCAGCCUUAUUGGAACAAGGCUUCAGAACUUUGCUCCCACUACAUUUUGCUGGAUAGACAAUCUAAAGGAACGAGGUAAAGACCAAACCGGUGAAAGCAUGCACUGCAGCAGAGCUUCAUCUCCAAGGACGGCUGACUAACCGCAUGGGUGAUCGAAAGCAUUUUGAACCUUGCCAAUUGCAGCAGAAACAUAAGCCAUCAUGCUCUGUUUUAUGAUAUCAAUUAUCAAUGGAGACCUUUUGAUUCACAACAGUCACGAUGGUGUAUGUUGUGUGACUUCAAAUCUGCUAUUCAUGGCUGUUGUUAAGUUGUUCUACUUCCAGCUGAUCCUGGUGCAGCAUGAAUUAGUUUGUAGUUUAUCUAAUGAUCUUUAUGAAUGUUAACCGCACAAAACAUCUGUAUUUGAGAACUAGGCUUUUAGUUCUGAAUUUGCAACUAUUUUGCUAGAUGCGCACAAGAGCGAUCUUUGCCGUGUUA